Thamnophis sirtalis is the source of this 4316-nucleotide messenger RNA. The record is from RefSeq and is a predicted model, not a curated record. NCBI's taxonomy places the organism in Eukaryota, Metazoa, Chordata, Lepidosauria, Squamata, Natricidae.
UACAUCACCUGUAGGAUGCAGAACUGCUCUGAAGCUGUAAGAAGCAAGCCUUUUCCUGGAUAUAUUGAUUCGGAUUCUCUCAUUGUCCAAGAUGACUAUGUAUUUGUUCAGCUGACAUCUGGAGGUCGUCCGCAUUACUACGUGUCUUACCGCAGAAAUACUUUUGCGCAGAUGAAACUUCCUAAAUAUGCUUUGCCAAAGGACAUGCAUGUUAUCAGCACUGAUGAGAAUCAAGUGUUUGCUGCAGUUCAGGAAUGGAACCAGAAUGAUACAUACAACCUUUACAUCUCUGAUACCCAGGGGAUUUACUUUACCCUGGCUUUAGAAAAUGUCAAAAGUAGUCGAGAUCUAGAAGGCAAUGUGAUGAUAGACCUGUAUGAGGUAGCAGGGAUAAAGGGUAUGUUCUUGGCUAACAAGAAGAUUGACAACCAAGUAAAAACUUUCAUCACCUACAACAAAGGCAGAGACUGGCAUUUGCUGCAGGCCCCGGACACAGAUCUGAGAGGGAACCCAGUUCGUUGCCUGCUACCAUAUUGCUCCCUUCAUCUCCACCUGAAGGUUUCAGAGAAUCCUUACACUUCUGGUAAUAUUGCCAGUCGUGAUACAGCUCCAGGAAUCAUUGUGGCCUCUGGUAACAUUGGAUCAGAGCUGUCAGAAAAUGAUAUCAGCAUGUUUGUUUCGUCUGAUGCUGGAAACACUUGGCGACAAAUCUUUGAAGAUGAACACAGCGUCCUUUAUCUGGACCAAGGUGGGGUUUUGGUUGCUAUGAAACAUACAUCUCUGCCUAUCAGACAUCUCUGGUUAAGUUUUGAUGAGGGAAGAUCUUGGAGCAAGUACAGUUUCACCUCCAUCCCGCUGUUUGUUGAUGGGGUUUUGGGAGAGCCUGGAGAAGAGACUUUAAUAAUGACCGUUUUUGGACACUUCAGCCAUCGUUCUGAGUGGCAGUUGGUAAAAGUGGAUUACAAGUCCAUUUUUGAUAGACGGUGUGUGGAUGACGAUUACCGACCUUGGCAGCUUCACAGCCAGGGAGAAGCAUGCAUCAUGGGAGCCAAAAGGACUUACAAGAAGCGUAAGUCGGAAAAGAAAUGCAUGCAAGGCAAGUACGCUGGAGCCAUGUCCUCUGAGCCAUGUGUCUGCACAGAAGCAGAUUUUGACUGUGAUUAUGGAUUUGAGCGCCACAGCAAUGGCCAGUGUUUGCCAGCUUUUUGGUAUAACCCAUCAUCUUUGUCAAAAGAGUGCAGUCUUGGUCAAAGUUAUCUCAAUAGUACUGGGUACAGAAAGGUCGUGUCUAAUAACUGCACAGACGGUGUGCGUGAACAGUACACAGCCAAGCCGCAGCAGUGUCCUGGCAAAGCCCCGAGAGGACUUCGGGUUGUCACAUCAGAUGGCACACUGACAUCAGAACAAGGGCAUAAUGUUACCUUCAUGGUACAGCUGGAAGAGGGUGACAUUCAAAGAUCAAUAAUCCGCGUGGAUUUUGGAGAUGGUAGUGCUGUGUCAUAUGCCAAUCUGAGCUCAACAGAAGAAGGAAUCAGGCACAUCUAUCAAAAUGUUGGCAUCUUCCGUGUAACUGCGCAGAUCAGAAACAGCCUGGGGACUGACACUGCAGUCUUGUAUUUGCAUGUAAAUUGUCCUUUAGAGCAUGUCCAUUUGUCGCUUCCAUUUGUAACAACAAAGAACAAAGAAGUUAAUGCCACAGCAAUAUUAUGGCCCAGUCAAGUUGGAACCUUAACAUAUAUUUGGUGGUUUGGAAACAAUACUGAGCCAUUAAUUACUCUAGAAGGGAGUAUCACAUUUACCUUCUCUACAGAAGGUAUGAACAUAAUCACAGUACAAGUUUCUGCAGGAAACACUAUUCUGCAAGACACCAAAAUGAUUGCAGUAUAUGAGCAUUUUCAGUCUUUACGUCUUUCGUUUUCUCCAAAUCUGGAUGACUACAAUCCAGAUAUUCCUGAAUGGAGACGGGACAUUGGUCAUGUCAUCAAGACAGUUCUAGUUGAGGCAACAAUCAUUUCCAGUGAACAUAUUUUGGUAGCAAUCUUGCCAGGGUUACCCACCUCAGCUGAACUCUUUAUUUUGCCCUAUAAGAAUACCAAUGGAGAAAGUAAAGAAACAGUUGAAGAUCUGCAACAGAUUUCAGAAAUAUUGGUCCAGAAAUUAAACCAAAAUGCCAUUCAGUUUGACUUAAAACCUGGAGUUAGAAUCCUUGUUCAUGCUGCUCAUUUAAUAGCAGCUCCACUCAUAGAUGUCACGCCUAGCCAUAGUGGUUCAGCCAUGCUAAUGUUACUGUCUGUAGUAUUUGUGGGAUUGGCAGUAUUUGUAAUUUACAAAUUCAAAAGGAAGAUUCCGGGCAUUAAUGUUUAUGCACAGAUGCAGAAUGAGAAAGAUCAAGAGAUGGUCAGUCCAGGCAGUCAAAGUGAAACCAUUCCUAAUGUCCCUCAGAGGGAGCUGAUGAACCCACAGCAACUAGUAGAUGAGAAGUUGGAUACCAGCCCUACAGGAAGUAUUUCCACAGUUGCUGAGACUCAAAGCACAAAAGAAAUUCCUACCUGUAUCAAUGUUUGAAACAAGGACACCAAUCUAUCUUUAUCCCCUUCAAUAUAAUAUUGGACUUUUGAUUCUUCUGAUGACAAAAAAGGUUUUUAGCUUUAAGCCUGUGCAUGUGGAUGUCAUUUGGGUAAUAUUUAGAAUGUACAGGUGCUCUAUUUUAGUGGGGUAAAAGGAAAACACUACUUCCUCGUAAUCCUUUUCCCAUUUCCUUUUCUAAUCAAGAUUUAAUUUUAAAUGAUCCAUACUGAUAUACGCCAAGAAUGUGCAUGGGGAAUUUUGGGAGGGAAUUUAGGUGAAUGUAAACUUGCUGACUUUCAGUAUAACUCCUAACAUUUUUAGCACUGAGGGAUAAUAGAUGACUUUGGCACUACAGGCUACAUUCCUGAAAUAUAGAGAAAAAUGUAAUAGAGUUUUAAAAACAUAACAGUUUUAUUAUUUUCCCCCUUGUGUUUUCAUCUGGUAUUUUAUGUACUCCCUAAAAUAAUUUGUCUGGAGUUCUUUUAGUUUUGUUAAAGGCAGGGCAAGACAAACAGAAAAAAAUGUGUUUUUCACUGCCAAAAAACAAAAUACUUUAUAAUAGUUGAUUAACACUUUCAUUCAUGCCAUUCUAGUUCAAGAACAACAAAAAACAACUAUCCUUAUUGAUAUAAAUCUAGUCAGAGAGUUUGAAUAUCAGUUAUAGCUUGUCUUUGUCAUCAUUAGGUACCUCUUUAACCCUCCAAAUUAAUAAAGACUUCCAGUUCCAUCCCAUCUAUUCACUUUGGAAAUAAUUAUUCAUUAGUAGAUUGGAACUAAUUGGGAAGAAUAUUAUUUCCUAUAGUUUCCACAUUGUUGCCUCUUCCCAAAUGUAUUGGCGGAUUUUUAAAAUGGUUUUUAAAAAACCCCAAAAUUAGAGUCAUUUGGUAUAUUGAGUGAAUAUUAUAGAUAAAUUGAUUCAAUCUAUGAGCCAACAAUCAUCAACUUUCAAAAAGACUUGUUCCAGAGGAAUAAAUUGCAAGUCCUGCUAUUCCUGAACUUUAUACAGAAAUGAUGUUUGCGUGAUUUCAUUAUAAACAUGCCACAAAAUGUAGAUAAUAGUAUAAUAGAUGAUGUAGACAUAACAGAAACCUUUAAAUCAAGUUGUACUAUUUACAUGAAAUGUUUUCCCCAUACUGGGGCUAAUUUUACAUCUUGUAGCUGGAAUAUAUCAACAUCCUUUGCCAUAUAAUUAACUUUUCAGAUAGAUGCUAAAUAUAUUUCCAUAUCUAUUUAAAAACCAUCUACCAUUUUUAUUUCAUUGUUUUUAUUGCAUCAUGAAAUAUAACAGUUCCAGCUACAAGUUCUACAGAGCAGACUCAAAUACAUUAUUUUUCUAGACUGAGUCAGGGAAAAUGUUCAACUGAGCAGAUUUUAGUUCCUCCAAAUUUGUAACCAAUUGGAAAUAAUCCUCACUGGGGACCUGAUGUACAUGUUAGCUGUAAACUGAAAGUUGAUUAAUGCAUUAAAGAUAUAAUCCAUAUGUUGAGAAUGACUUUUAAUUGUAAGCCUGAUGAUUGAAAGACCUGGCCUAUUUUUUUUUUUUAUUCACUGGUUGGUUCCCCACUGCUGGAUUUUUUUAAACUUUUUGCUUAAUGAAAAGUUACACUCUAGUAAAGAUAUUAUCUUAUUACAAAUAUUGGAUUCAAUAUGAGAAAUAUAAUUCCCAUGACACCAGCUCCUGGAGUGCGCAUGCACUAAUGCAGUGGUUCUCAACCUGUGGGUUGGGACCCCUUUGGGGGUCGAAUGAC